Molecule: messenger RNA, 2485 nt
Organism: Momordica charantia (bitter melon)
Lineage: Eukaryota; Viridiplantae; Streptophyta; Magnoliopsida; Cucurbitales; Cucurbitaceae
Product: serine/threonine protein phosphatase 2A 57 kDa regulatory subunit B' kappa isoform
Biological process (GO): signal transduction
Cellular component (GO): protein phosphatase type 2A complex
Molecular function (GO): protein phosphatase regulator activity
Source: RefSeq, a predicted model, not a curated record
UUUUUUGGGUUCUCUCUCUUUUUUCUCUAACUUCUGGUUGUGGUGACUGGCGAACUGGUACCUGCAAUUUUUUUCUUGAGGUGGGGAAGGCAGAAAAUGCCAUACAAGUUAUUCGCUUGAUUCGAGGAGCUCUGUUUCUGAGACCAUUUUCAUGGAGGUUCACUCCCGAGUUGAAAAAACAGAGAGAGAUCAGAUUCAGAUCGAAACCCAUCGCCACAAUUUUCUUCUGGAUUCACGUACACUGUUCCUAACUCAAUAGAAAUGAUUUUUCUUCUCUAGGUUUUUGAAGUUCAAUUCCUUCCUCGCAUUCUCAUCUUGGGAAGUUCAGUUCAUAAUCCAGAUACACCAUAAAGUUUGCUGAAGUGAAGUUUUCGAUGUCUCGUGGAAGCUAGGAAAGAUUUCUCGGCAGACAAGAGCUCCUUCACGUACAAUGUUCUGAAAUUAUCCAGCCACCUUGAUUCUAAACGUUUGUCUUCCAGAUCGUUAAGCAUCUCACCAUGCUUAAGCAAAUACUGAGCAAACUUCCUCGGAAGUUGCAGAAGUUGGAGACGACGGAUUCUGCAGUAAAUGAUUCUGGCAACAACAACAACACUUCUCGUCUUGGACAUGUAUUUCAGUGUACAAAUGUAGGGAGUGCCCUCUCGAGCAAACUAAACGUGGUGAAACGUGUUUCUUCAGCAGUUUUUCCUGCAAGUAUUGCAGCAGGAGCAGAAGCAGUGGAUCCCCAUCUGUCAUUCAAAGAAGUUCCAAAUCCACAGAAGCAAAACUUGUUUAUCAGUAAAUUAAACUAUUGCUGCGAGGUUUUCGAUUUGAAUGAUAUGGAGAAGCAGGAUCUUAAACGUCAGAUGUUGAUAGAUGUUGUUGAUUUUGUUACCUCUGGAUCUGCAAAGUUCACCGAGACAGCAAUUUCAGCAGUGUGUAAGUUGUGUGCUGCUAAUCUUUUCCGGGUUUUCCCACCCAAAUCGCGCUCAACUGUGACUGGUGGAGAAACAGAGGAUGAAGAACCAAUAUUUGACCCUGCUUGGUCACAUUUGCAAAAUGUAUAUGAUCUACUACUUCAGUUUGUCAGUAGCAAUUCUCUAGAUGCAAAGUUGGCCAAAAAACAUCUUGAUCAUUCUUUUAUCUUGAGAUUGCUUGACCUCUUUGAUUCUGAUGACCCUAGAGAAAGAGAUUGCGUUAAAACAAUCCUUCACCGUGUUUACGGUAAGUUCAUGGUACACAGGCCUUUCAUCAGGAAGGCCAUUAGCAAUGUAAUGUACCGAUUUGUUUUCGAGACCGAGCGGCAUAAUGGAAUUGCAGAACUGUUGGAGAUUUUUGGGAGUGUGAUUACCGGGUUUGCAUUGCCAUUGAAGGAGGAACACAAGACAUUUUUAUGGAGGGUGCUAAUUCCUCUUCACAAACCAAAAUCAAUCGGCAUUUAUCAUCAACAAUUAACAUAUUGUAUUGUACAGUUUAUAGAUAAGGAUCCAAAGUUGGCCAGUUCAGUUAUAAAGGGACUUUUAAGAUAUUGGCCUUUAACAAAUAGCCAGAAAGAGCUGAUGUUCUUAAGUGAAAUAGAGGAGAUUUUGGAAAUGAUCAGCAUGGUCGAGUUCCAGAAGAUCAUGGUCCCUCUCUUUCGGCGAAUCGGAUUCUGCCUGAAUAGCUCUCAUUACCAGGUGGCAGAGAAAGCUCAUCUGCUUUGGAACAAUGAACACAUUGUCAAUCUUAUCUCACACAAUCGGCAAUCGAUCAUUCCGAUCAUCGUCCCAGCACUCGAACGGAAUACACAAAAGCACUGGAACAAUGCUGUACUCAAUCUAACUUUAAAUGUGAAGAAGUUGGUUCAUGAGAUGGAUGAGGAACUGGUGCUUGCUUGUCAGCUUGAAUUGAAGGAGGAACAUUCAAGGUCGAUCGCAGUGGCAGAGAAGAGGAGAUUGAUGUGGGAGCGACUCGAGAAUGCUGCAAAUCCACAGCCUAUAUCGUCUAACGUUUCGUUUCUGGUAGAACCAGCAACAUGUGCAGUUGCUGGCUAAUCACUUAGAAUUGGAAGAUCAAGCCAACAAAAUGAUGGUAGUUUUACUUGCAGUAACGAAUCUUUCAAUUCGACCGAGUUUUUCGAUUCCACUGCAAAAGGCUCGUCUCGCUGAGAAGCCAUGAACGAGUUUUAAGAUGGAUGAUCGGAUCGGAUCCUGCUCAAACUCUCUGUACAGGUGUGCUGGGUUAGCAGCUUCUCUGGUUGCUAUAUAUUUGAGAAAAUUCUGUAUCCUCUUCACUGUUUUUCCGCAUCUCAUUAGUCAUUAAUAAUGGGAUCUUGUGCUUUUGAUUACCACUUGAAGCAUAUUGAAGGCUUCAGCUUUGAACUUGUUUGUUCUUCUAAAAUUUCAUUCUCUUCUCUUAGCUACAAAUUCUAAUUCUUAGUUUAAAUUUGCAGAAUCUGAGAGUUCCAAUUUCUCUAUCCUGGCUGGGUCCGGUCCAAAAAUUAUAUAAUGAAAUAUCCAUUAAAUUA